Diaporthe amygdali is the source of this 1629-nucleotide messenger RNA. Its product is annotated as O-methylsterigmatocystin oxidoreductase. The transcript is spliced from 2 exons. Lineage: Eukaryota; Fungi; Ascomycota; Sordariomycetes; Diaporthales; Diaporthaceae. The coding region runs from base 1 to 1629 and encodes 542 amino acids. The record is from RefSeq and is a predicted model, not a curated record. Gene Ontology annotation, molecular function: monooxygenase activity; oxidoreductase activity, acting on paired donors, with incorporation or reduction of molecular oxygen; iron ion binding.
AUGGCCAUCCCUUUUUCUCUUUCCCAUUUCUACAAGUUAGCCGCCCUGACUCUUGUCGGUGCGGCUGUCACACUCCUCGUGGCAUGGAUCAGGCGUGAUCGUCGGCUCGACAAGAUGCAGGGCCCGAGAGGAUGGCCACUCAUCGGCAUCGGUAUCGGACUGCCUCCCAAGUCAGCCGAGGUCCUUGGCCGGUGGGCUGUCCAGUACGGCGAGGUCUACAAGAUCAGGGUAGGCUGGUACAACUGGGUCGUCAUCAACAGCCCCGAAGCUAUGCGCGACAUUUUUGACAAACAGUCUGUCAGCACCUCGUCCAGGUCUCCUAUGCCCCUUGCCCAUGAUGUUGCUGUUGGUGGCAUGCGCAUGAAUACCUUGCCGUAUGGGAAGAAGUGGCGGGCAUAUCGUGCGAUUGUUCACGGGCUCCUGUCAACCUCCCUGACGGACCAGUUCAACCCGUCGCAGGAGUUUGAGACCAAACAGCUCCUCCACGACUUCGCGUUCAAAAAUGAGGACGGGCGCCAGUUUUAUUGGCACGUACGGCGAUACUUCUUCAGCAUCUUGAUGACAAGCUGCUACGGGUCGCGCGUGGAUAGCUGGGAGCACGAGGACGUGCGCAGCGCCAUCCAUAGUACGAACCUGCUCAGCAAGAUUUCAAAGCCAGGCUCGUUCAUCGUUGACGAGAUUCCAAUCCUCGCCGAGCUCCCGGCCUUCCUCCAGCCCGGCCGGCGCAUGGCAGAGUCCCUGAGGGAGCCAAUCCUGAACGCCAAGCUACGGCUAUGGCGGCGCCUCGAGGCACAGAUGGAAGAAGGCCGGGCCCCAAUGUGUUUUGGCCGCAAGCUACGCGAGAACGACAAGUCGUGGAGGGACCAGGGUCUCACUGACGAGGACUUUGCCUGGAUCGUCGGCGGCAUCGCGGACGCCGGCUCGGGCACGUCGACCGUGACGUUCAACUCGGCAAUCCUGUAUAUGGCGGCGAACCCCGAGGUCCAAGACAAAGCUUACGAGGAGCUGAUGCGCGUUGUCGGCCCGGACCGCACGCCCACGAUCCAGGACCUGCCCAACCUGCCGUACAUCAACGCCUGCGUCAAGGAGACGAUCCGCCUCAAGCCGGUGCCGGUGUGGUGCAUCAAGCGGUACGCCGACGCCGACGUGCGGUACAAGGACUUCAUCAUCCCCAAGGGCACAGUGUUGCUGGGCAACACCAUCUUCUUGGGCUCCGACCCGGCCCGGUAUGACGAGCCGCAGGCUUUCAGGCCGGAACGCUACCUUGGCUUCCCGCGCUCUAGCUUCGAGUACGCCGCCGGCGACCAGACCCGGCGGGACCAUUUCAGUUUUGGCGUAGGUCGCCGAGUAUGCCCGGGGGCCAAGCUCGCCGAGAUGACGCUGGACCUCGCGCUGGCGAACAUCCUGUGGGCGCUCGCCAUCCGCCCGCCCAAGGGCGUCGAGGCGCUCGACGCCGGCCCGGACGCGUGGGACGCCACCGAGUUUCAGGCGCCCAAGCCAUUUGCCGUGCGCUUCGAGCCGCGCAGGCCUGAGGCUUUGGGUUUUGUUAAGAAGCAGUGGGACGCAGGAGUCGAGGAGGGCUAUGUGAUGAAUGGGAGGCGUGUGGACGUGAAAGGGGUUGUACACUAA